UUAGUCAUGGUGAGUUACCGCUUCCCCCACACGCACCGCCCCCCUCCCUGCGCUUCCACUCCCCCCCCCUUCUUAUGUGGCGCACAGUUUAUCAUGGAGGAACUCGGCUACGCGACGUGUUAGUUGAGCGGACUGCUCCCUGUUGCCCACAAGCAACUGCACUAGAAGGAUUCCAAAACAAAAGCUACCAAAUAGCUUCUCCCCGACUUCCAUUUCAGAAAAACCGCCAAGUUAUUUCUUCAACACCAUUUGGGACACUAAACUUGUUUGGUUUUUUUUACCUUCUGUUUCUGUGAAGAGACGCGUAAAUUCUUCCCCCCACCCCCUAUCUUUUCAGACAUCCCCCCCCCCCCACCCAAUAUUACUGUUUUUCCGUGUGUUGAUUGAAAACUUUCCAUCAAACCGGUUACAUGGGCUGUCAAGAACGACAAAACGUUGAUUUUACAAACAUUGGACCAUAUUGUCUUUUCCCAUCAGAGUUAAAAAACUUGUUUGCAAAGCUGUUUUGAUGGCACAAAGAGUCUAAAGUCGUUCACGUUGAAGCUGUUGCAUUUUGCUGUCAUUUUUCGGCCACAUUUUUCCCCUCGCUGGUCAAUGGAAUUCUCAAGUUCAAUGAGCGGUAUGUUGGAACUGAGUCACGUAGCAGUUCCAAGCACCUGUGAGGUCUCAGGUAACUUCGCACUGAGUCAUAAAGCUUGACACAGGUACUGAACUCAACAAAAGAGUCAUUGUUUCUCCAUAAAUUUGACUCAAAGCGUCAGCUAAAACACCGGAUCCACCCAAUUUCACCCGCGCUUGCCCAGUGGUGCCAUGAUACCGCCAAACUAUUCCCGUGCGAGAGACUGAGGAGGAGACAAGGAAGGAAAUGUCAGAGUGCCUGACAGAAUGCAAAGCGCUGGUGACUCCAUCCACGCACAACGGCCACCGCGUCUUCAGCUACACGCUCGAGAGCCACACGGCCGCCGCCUUCACCAUCAUGAACGAGCUGCGUCUGGAGCGUCAGCUCUGCGACGUGACCCUGCGCGUGCGCUACCGGGACCUGGAGGCCGUGGACUUUGUGGCUCACAAAGUGGUGCUGGCGUCGUCGUCGCCCGUCUUCAGGGCCAUGUUCACCAAUGGCCUGAAGGAGUGCGGCAUGGAAUUGGUGCCCAUCGAGGGCAUCCACCCCAAGGUGAUGAACCGACUGAUCGAGUUUGCCUACACAGCCAGUAUCUCUGUUGGGGAAAAGUGCGUGAUCCACGUGAUGAACGGUGCCGUCAUGUACCAGAUAGAUAGCGUCGUCAAGGCCUGCUGUGACUUCCUGGUCCAGCAACUCGACCCCAGUAACGCCAUCGGCAUCGCCAGUUUCGCUGAGCAAAUCGGCUGCACGGAGCUUCACCAGAAGGCUCGGGAAUACAUCUACAUGAACUUCAGCCAGGUGGCGACACAGGAGGAGUUUUUUAACUUGUCCCACUGCCAGCUGGUGAACCUCAUCAGCCGCGACGAGCUCAACGUGCGCUGCGAGUCUGAAGUCUUCCGAGCGUGCGAGGCCUGGGUGCGCUACGACCGAGAGAACCGUCGGCCGUACGUCCAGGCCUUACUCCAUGCCGUCCGCUGCCAUUCCCUCACCCCCAACUUCCUGAAGGCGCAGCUCCAGUCUCUCGACUGGGACCCCCAGUGUAAAGACUACCUUGCACAAAUCUUCCAGGACCUCACCCUGCACAAGCCCACCAAACUCAACUCUUGCCGAACCCCCAAGGUGCCGCAGCUCAUCUACACAGCCGGGGGCUACUUCCAGCAAUCUCUCAGCUACCUGGAGGCAUACAAUCCCGGCACGGGGUCCUGGCUCAGGCUCGCAGACCUGCAGGUACCUCGCAGUGGCCUGGCAGCUUGUGUCAUCAGUGGGCUUUUCUACGCGGUGGGUGGGAGAAACAACGCCCCCGAUGGCAACAUGGACUCCAAUUCACUGGACUGCUACAACCCCAUGAACAACUGCUGGUUGCCGUGUGCGCCCAUGAGCGUGCCCAGAAACCGAAUAGGAGUGGGAGUCAUCGACUGCAUGAUAUAUGCGGUGGGUGGAUCUCACGGGUGCAUUCAUCACAACAGUGUGGAAAGGUAUGAUCCAGAAAAGGACCAGUGGCAGCUGGUUGCCCCCAUGUUGACUCGGCGUAUCGGGGUGGGCGUGGCCGUCAUCAACAGGCUACUGUACGCCAUGGGCGGCUUUGACGGGGCCAGCCGGCUCAGCUCAUGCGAGUGCUACAACCCAGAGAGAGACGAGUGGAAGACCAUGGCCUCAAUGAACACCAUGCGCUCGGGAGCCGGUGUUUGCGCUCUGGGCAAUCAUAUCUUUGUGAUGGGCGGGUAUGAUGGCACAAACCAACUGAACACGGUGGAACGUUACAAUGUGGAAACGAAUACGUGGAGCUUUGCCGCCUCGAUGCGGCACCGACGCAGUGCUCUGGGAGUCACAGCUUUACAUGGACGCAUCUAUGUUUUGGGAGGCUACGACGGCAACACGUUCCUUGACAGCGUGGAGUGUUACGACCCCGAGAAGGACACUUGGUCGGAGGUAACACACAUGACAUCGGGGCGCAGCGGCGUUGGCGUGGCCGUCACCAUGGAGCCCUGCCAAAAGGACCCGCCUCAGUAUCCCACACCCGAGCGGGAGCGUGGCGAAGCUUCACCACAAAUUCGGCAGUACAGCACACUGUAACCCCGCCCCCCUCCCCAUUUCCCAUUUCACGUACACAUCAAUUCUGGAGCUAAUACCAAAUCAGUAUUAUAACUUGAAAGGCCUGAAGUCCACUGUCGCCGGCAGUCUAAUCAAUGGCGACCUUCUUUGGAGCCUGACUUGUGUUCCGCCAAAUCCAGCCAAGACCUCAGUGCGUGCUCACUUCUGGCGUUCAAAGUCCGCGAACGGAGCCGAAUCUUCCAGAUUGGAUGAAAAAGGGCUGCACGCAUGCACCGGUCCAUCAGGGGCUGUUUAUUUCUCGCUAAAAGAGGGGGUUUAUCUGUGCAAAAGGGUGAUUUGAGGGCGGAAUAUUGUUUAAAACAUCUCAUCGAAUUCAAAGUCACCUCUUUUUUUUUUGUCAGUACUUAAGUGCCAGCGUCAUGCAUGUUCACGUGUGUGUGUUAACAUCAGUGUACUGAGGGGCAAAAUCAAAGGUUCCCAUGAUAACGGAGGUCUCAAAUUAGAAGACUUUCUCAUCCCGAAUCAGCAAAUCCAAUCUCAUUUGAAUUUAGUAAUCAACACGAACAUAAUUGUGGACAAAAUUCACUCUUAAAUUGAUGUCAAAUGUUAGUUGUCAUAAAUUCAGAAUUGAGUUGGAAUUGAUGCAGAGCAUCUAAAGUGAGUGUGGGAACCUUUUUCCUAUUCUUGGGGAAUGGGGGCAUUUGAGUUUUUGUAAGUCCUCAGAGGACCAUGAUCAGUAUAUUGUAAACAUUUGAUCAGACAAACGUUUAUUUCUAUAUAUUAUCAGAAUUUGUGGGUUAAAUAUUCUUGGGGCUUUUUUUAAAAACUAUUCCUCAGAGGUUUUACUAUGGCAAGCGCAGAGCCUUGGGGCAAUUGCUCAAGGGUCACAAAAUAAUAAAUACAAUUUUAAGUGCAUAUCUUCAUUUGAAGACCAGGGCACCAAAACAUCAUUUUAAAAAAAAAUUCUACCUUAAAGGCCCUGUACAGUAAAUUCUACAUAAAUGAACAGAAUAAAGUUUAAAUCCUCCAGGUAACAAUUUGAUGUGAGAUGAGCCCCAACGUAUUAAACAGGUAAAACCUGGUCUUUAAUGAAAGUGCCAAGACAAGGAUUGUGAAUUCAUGAGGAAAUUUAAUACUGUUGCUUUUUAAACAUCUUUAGUUAAAAAUACAGAUUUCGCACUACAAAGUUGACUUUUCUUCUUCUUCCACGAGACCUCAAAAAAAAAAGUGACUACUUUGUCCAAGUGCGCUAACAAUUGACCACAGAGGACAAAUGAAAAAAAAAAUGUUUGUAACAGCCGUUUAAGCUACAAAGGUUUCUACAUGAUGUUUUGUACAGUGGUAAUUCAAAUAAUUCUUGUAUAAAAUUGAAGCGCUCACCUUUUUAUUUAUUGGUUUGCUUUUCGUGUUCCUCUGAACUGAACAUUUUGGAUUGAAACAGGCUGGUGUUGUGUUUGAGCAACGAGCAUGUGUUGUAGUUGCGUCGAAAUGCCUGUUGAUGGGGGUCCGGGGGAUGUUUGUAAAGAAUUCUGUUCACUUUGAAAGGGAUUUUGUUGUUCAUCUGUAGCUGGGUUGGAAAUUCGAGUAUUUAAAAUCUGCUUUGUACAUUUUUCCAAGUGAAACCUGUAUGUACAAUAAUUGUAUAGUAAAAUGUUUCCUGUA
This is a messenger RNA of Hippocampus zosterae (dwarf seahorse), 4333 nucleotides long. It is a transcript of the gene keap1b, whose product is annotated as kelch-like ECH-associated protein 1b. Gene Ontology annotation, molecular function: protein binding. The transcript is spliced from 7 exons. The record is from RefSeq and is a predicted model, not a curated record. Lineage: Eukaryota; Metazoa; Chordata; Actinopteri; Syngnathiformes; Syngnathidae. The coding region runs from base 866 to 2692 and encodes 608 amino acids.